This is a messenger RNA of Zerene cesonia (dogface butterfly), 2972 nucleotides long. It is a transcript of the gene P5cr, whose product is annotated as pyrroline-5-carboxylate reductase 3. Gene Ontology annotation, molecular function: pyrroline-5-carboxylate reductase activity. Lineage: Eukaryota; Metazoa; Arthropoda; Insecta; Lepidoptera; Pieridae. The transcript has 5 exons. Bases 484 to 1314 code for a protein of 276 amino acids. The record is from RefSeq and is a predicted model, not a curated record. Gene Ontology annotation, biological process: L-proline biosynthetic process.
GAUCCGAUAGAUCAAAUACACGUCGAAGUCCAUAACAAAAUAUUUUGUCCAAAAUCUCUGCCUAUUACUAAAAUAUGAAAAAUGUAUGUAUAGGUGAGAAAAUAAAAAGAUUUUAGGAGAGAAUUUAUUAUUAACUAUUAAGAUUUGCACGUGAUUCUCAAAUUCGGUUAUGGGUAACACUAUGCAAGUUUAACCAAGAUAAAAAUAAUAGAAAUGAAAUUGUAUAACGAAUUUAAACCAUUCCGUUAUAAAAAUACCCAAUUAUGAAGAAUCUUAUCUCAGUGAUUUAUAUUGGUUGACCAAAAAGCUUUUUAAGUUGCGGUUUGUUUGUAGAUCAUUCCUCGUGAGUAAAUAAAUUACGCGUCGGCUCGCGGCUGUCGAUUAAAAGAGCUAGAAGAGCCGUAUUUCGAAACUAUAGUGUAUCCUAAUAGAGUCGAGGAAGGACUUAUUUCUUUAAGUUAUUGAAAAAUUUUACUCGUCAAUAUGUCUUACAAUUUGGGCUUUAUUGGAGGUGGUAAUAUGUCUACAUCGAUUUUUCAAGGAAUAAUUAACAAAGGUGAAUUCCCAACUUCUAAAAUAUGGGUGUCAGGACCACAUUUAGAAAAUCUUCAACACUGGAAAGAAUGUGGUGCAAAUAUAACAAAUAAAAAUGGUGAAGUGUAUAGCAAUUGUGAUAUUGUCUUUUUGGGAGUGAAACCUCAAUUUUUAACAAAAGCUAUAGAUGAUUGUUCCGACUCAUUACCUAAGAAUAUUGUCAAACAAAAAGUAUUAGUUGUUUCAAUUCUAGCAGGGAUCAGCAUUGAGCAUUUACAUAAGGUUUUAAGCAUUCUGCCAGGUGAGAAGCAAGUAAUUCGCACUUUGCCAAAUACUCCUAUGUCUGUGGGUGCUGGUGCAUGCUUAUACACACCAGAUAGCACAGUCUCAGAACAGCAAUGUGUUGAAUUAGAAAAGCUGCUUUCAGGAUGCGGGAUUUGUGAAAGGGUUCCGGAACAUUAUAUGAGCUCACUGGGAUCUCUUACUGGCUGUGGUCCUGCUUUUAUGUACAUAGCAAUUGAAGCUCUAGCCGAUGGUGUAGUGAAGCAAGGUGCACCAAGAGCUCAAGCAAUACGGUUAGCAGCUCAAAUGGUUAUGGGAUCAGGGAAAAUGGUUCUCGAGAGUAAGAAACAUCCGGGCUUGUUGAAGGAUGAAGUAUGUUCCCCGGGUGGGUCUACGAUCAGUGGAGUUGCCACUUUGGAAGAUGGAAAAUUUAGGGCGACACUCAUCAACGCGAUAGAAGCUGCUACUCAUAGAACUCUCGAAAUGGGUAAAAAGUAAAACUAAGAAAAUACUCGAAUGUAUAAUGUUUGUUGAUAAAAGGUAUAUUUAGAAUUAACUUUAAAUUAGAUUUAAAGCCACACUGUUAUUUUAGUAACAAUUUCGGCAAAGAGUUGUUUACAUGUUAUAGUAUAAAUAUUUGUGUCAGUAGUUAAGCCCCUACUAUAAGAAGGUUGGGAGUACAAUAUGUCUAUCUUGGUGCAGUGCUUAAAAACUUUUUUUUUAUUUAUCUGUACAUUAUGCCCAUCACCAAUACUCGGAUUAAUUAAGGCAAAAAGUUCGACAUUUUCCAAUAUAAACUGGGCAAGUACGGUUAAACUUUCAUAGACGGUAUGUACUAUCGCACCGCCGAAUUCAGAAGAAAAAGGCUUGAUAAUGAUACAUCUUGGUAUAUAUGUAUAAUGAGAGUAAAAAUAAAAAUUAAAUUAAAUUAUAUUCUAUAUUUUUCCGAAAAAGUAAUAGGGAUUAAUUUAUUUUGCAAUCCAAAAUUAAAAAUAUACUAAACGAAUACUCACAUAUUAGUUUUAGUUAAUUAUUUAAAUACUCGUAAAAUUCUCACCAUAUACCAUAGUAUUAAAGAAAAUAAGUAUUUAAUGUACCUGUGCUUAUUCUGGAUUAUAAUAUAAUCUCACCUUGUACCAUAGUUUAAAAAAUAAGUAUUUAAUGUAUGUUUAUUUUUAUUAUAAACAUGUUUAAUCUUUAGUUCUAUAGCAUUCAAAUGCUUUAUAAAUGAGAAUCACGAGAAAUUAUUUUCACCAAUAUUCUUCUUUGUUGUUAAACAAAUAAUACAUUUUUAUGAUAAACAUUGAUUAUACUUCCAUGGCGGGUAAAAUUCCAUACGGGUAAAAUUAUGUGAUGCUGCUAGAAAUAGUUAUUUAAUUUGUGCUAAAAUAUUCUAACAAAUAAAAAGCAGUAUUCCAUAAAAAAGGUAUGAUUUUUAUAAAUGUUUCACUCCUAGGUUUAUCAUAACAUAAAUAACCAAAUGUCUUUGUUGAGUACAGUAUUAUUUAUAGCUCAUGAGCCUUAGAGCUCGUACCUACUUACAAAUAUAUGAUUUUUAAAAUAAUUCUUAUAUAGAACAUCGAAUUUUAAAAAUACUUCUUUAAUUUAAACUAAUUUCUGUAUGGUGCUUUGCUCUGCAACGGCAUAACUUGUAUUGUUUUUCUGAGUCGAAAAUUUUAAAAUAUCUGUAGUCCGUAAAGGAACAAUUGUCAAAAAGUUGUCAUGUACUUGUUGUUGUUGGAAUGUGUUAUGUGUUUAAGAUAAAUGUUCAACAACACACAAUAAUGUUGUUUUAAAUGUAAAAAUAUAGAAGUGUCCCUAAUAGAGAUUCCAGUUCGUCCUCUAAUAUUUUGUUAAUAGAAUAAAUAUUCCACUGUACUAGAUAAAGAUGGAUUAUGUCCUGAACCCUCAUAGGAGGCCUAUGUCCCAGCAGUGGGAACAUAUAUGGGCUGAUGAUGAUGAUGAUGAUGACUAGAUAAAGUAUUUCUUGUAUUUUAAGGAUAAUGUACAUUGUUUUAUGAAACCUAUGAGAUAAGUAUAUAAUUCAUAUAUAUUUAGUUUAUAUUUUAAGAAUCUUUUAUUUAAAAUCUGAUUGUAAAAAUUGUUUUUGUUCCAUAUAAAAUGAUGGAUGAUAUUGGAUUAAAAUGAUGAAAUUA